Molecule: messenger RNA, 7835 nt
Organism: Ixodes scapularis (black-legged tick)
Lineage: Eukaryota; Metazoa; Arthropoda; Arachnida; Ixodida; Ixodidae
Product: pro-interleukin-16
Exons: 7
Coding region: 1-3798 (1265 amino acids)
Molecular function (GO): protein binding
Source: RefSeq, a predicted model, not a curated record
AUGGAGGCCCGUCUGCUGGACGAUCCUUUCAGUGCUCCAGAUGAUCCUUCCGGUCUUCUGGAAGAACAUCCCGGUCUCCUGGACGAUCCUUCCGGCCUCCUGAACGGUCCUUCCGGUGUGUCAUCCGGGACCUUUCUGGACAGGAACGGCAAACGGGUCGACCUUUGCGACGCCUCGCGAGACGAAUGUGAUCUUCUGGGUCUCAACGACAUGGACACCAUCCCGGAGGAAGAGACAAGCUCGGCCACCAGUGAACUGUCCACCGAGACCAGUCACCUUGAAAGCGACAGGUCCGAACUAGGUGACCUGUCUUCUUCAGAAUCGCCGGUGCCUCGGGAGGCUGGAGACGACGUCUCAGGUAUGAUUUCGUCGCUCUCGCUCUGUGCGGCUUCGGUACGGAUAACCACCCUUCUUUUUUUUUUAUCGUGCGCCCGUCCGCCGCUGCUCUCUCGACGCACCUUCUUCGCCUGUGCUGACCGCUCGGGAAUUCCGAACACGUAUCGGCGCACCGCCGACGUCGCCACGGCCGGGGCAGAAAAAUACGCGCCGAGUCGUCGGUUCGAUCGUACCGUAUCCGCAGAGGACGACUGCAAGGCCGACGCUGCCGUCCAGCCGACCACCCGCAAGAGCGCGGACGCCGUUUCCGCCGGCCAUGAUCCUCAAGUCUUGAGUCCCAUCGAGCCAGAAGCGGCCAGUCCCUCGGAAGAUCGGCGCGAGAAAUCCCGGACACCGGACUCCGAAGACCUGAUGAGCUCUGACGAGGGCAGCUUCCCGUCCCUGCUGCUGCGGCGGCUGCCCCCCGACGGGCACGAGUUCCCGAAUGCGUACAGCGAGCCAUCCCUGGUCCUCAAGGACCCGCCGUCUGAUGACGUCCCGCUGAAGAAACCGGUGCACGUCUACGAAGACUCCGGCAUCUUCUCGGACGACCCGUUGUCCUCGCUUUCCGCUUCAGAAGGAGAAGAAAAGACGAAGGUCGCGGUGACCAAGUCGAACAAGGAGAGUCGGCAGGGCGACGGGCGGGCCGUCGCGGACGUGGGCCAGACGGACGGAACGAGCUCCGACGACAGGGAGACUGAGUCUCCCGCUGGGACGCCUCCCGUCGGGGAGAGUAUCGAACCGGCCAAAGAAGACGGGACACAGCCGACCACGUUCGCGUCGAUGCCUUUACCUGUGCCGCUGCCGCAGUACUGUUCCCCGCUGAUGCCGGACCGACGGGCUUCGGCCGAGGCCACGCAGAAGAGGUACUCCGGGAUGUUGGCGUCUAUGCUCGAGACGACCAAGUUCGGAACCAAGCUGAAGGGGCUCGUCAUUCCGGAUAAGCCGAAGUCCUCAUCCACUGUCACCAAGACGAUGCCGGUGAUUGUCAGCAAUCCUAUCCCGUCUUCGGUGGUUCUUCUGGAAGACGCCAAGCCCAGGAGAGAGUUGUCGCCGCCACCGAAGCAUACCACCCUCCUGGCGGACCCUCCAUGGAAGGCCAAGGAAACCUCUGACGUGCCAAAAUACUCACCCGCCUUCAAGCGGCGUUCCCUCCAGGUGUCCAAGUCUCUGGAGGGGCCGUCGCUGCGUACUGGUGCUCAAAACGGGUUCCAGUUCUCGCUGACGCACAGCAAGCCGGUGACUCCUGUCCUGCCUGAGACUCCCGUUAUGUCGCCACCUCCCCUAAGUUACACAUCUUCCGGGACCAGGUCCAGGUCCAACAGCAGCUCAUCGACGUUUUCAAACCCGUCAAGCAGCGGAUGUUCCCUGGAGACAACGAGGAAGAGCAGGCUGGAUUCCUUCGGCGUGACGGAGGUUGAUCAGAACCAACCAGUGAUUACGGCUGUCGAGUCUGUGGCGAAUGGCACAUCCUACACGCAGUCGCCACUUCUGGAAAGGUACCUCUCUAGCUCCAGCUAUGAUAACAAAACCGCGGAUGCGAGAGUUACGAGGCAAUGCAGCGUGAAGAGCACCUCUUCCUCUGAUUCUCGAGCUGAAAAAAAAUCUUUCACAAACGGUGAUGUGCCAAGUUCUAAAUACGGUCGGCAACGCAAAAACUCUGCCGAAAUGAAGCGCCUUAGCUCUGUCGGAUCAACGGAAUCUCUGACAAAAGCGACAACUACAGUGAGCAGCUGUAGUAGCCCUCCGAAACAAACACGGUCCCCUAACACCGAGACGAAAUGUGACGAAAGCGUGAAAUCCUCAAAAACGUGGGAGGUUACGUCUCUUAAGGAUUCCAAGAAAAAGUUCCGCUCUAUGGACGACCGUAGCUGGAACUCUCAGUUCAGGCGGCACUCGUACGAGCAACCUGCUUACUCUGUAAGGGUGAGCAGCAGUUCGAGCUUGAACAUCGAUCAGAAGGCAAAGUCCUUCGACUCUAAAGAAAGUCCCAGCGAAGCAUGGCAGAAGAGCGUCCGAGCCAGUCAGUUGGGCCAGCAGAAGACGGUACUUAAGAAGACAAUUGACAGCGCCGACAGCGCAAAGAGUUUCAAAGCCCUUGCCCAGAAGUGGGAACAAAGGUCCCAAGAUGCCCAGGUAAAUUACAUUCACCCGAUCAAGAAGGACACAACGACCGUCGUCAACGGAAAAGCGCCAGUUUCGGUCUCGCCCACGGCUCAGCGACACCAUACGUCCACCAACGGAAGAGCGACAGGUUCAAACUCUCCAGAUGCCACCUCUGUGCAGCUGCGCUCCCCGAGGUCCCCAAUUUCGAGACCAUCCUCCAUGUACGAAGAAAGAGACAAGCCAAGGCUGAGCCCAGAAUGGACGGAAGCCCCAUCCUCUUCGUACCUGCGAAGCAAACCCGCGGAACGACCGGUCAGCGUAGCCUACCGAAGCACGAAGAACUGCUCGUCGUACCUCAGCGUGAACGACAUCAAGAAGGCAUUCGAAUCGGAGGUCGCCAAAGUCCCUCCUCGUACGCUCGCUUCGCUGAGGGUCAUGAGAUCGGAGCAGCAGUUGCCGCUUCCGGAGCACCGUCGGUUCUCGUCCAUCGACUCCAACGACUCCGGUAACAGCACGGCCUCCAGGGAGCAGUAUUCCUCGAUGACGUCUCUCGCCUCGACGAGCAGUCUGAUUUCGCCGCAAGAGCUGCAGCAGCUCAUCGACGAGGCGAACCAGUCGUUGGACGAAGCUGGAGCCUCUGGGCACGAUAUUCACGUGGUCAUCCUCCAUAAGGACUCUCCAACGAGCGGGCUGGGUGUCACUCUUGCUGGCGGCUCGGACUACGAGACGAAGGAAAUUACGGUGCACAAGGUGAUCGCAGGCGGGCUCGCCGACCGGGACGGUCGCAUUCGAAAGUCGGAUCGGAUCCUGUCCAUCAACGGGAAGACGAUGAAGAACGUGACCCACAAGGAUGCCAUCGACAUCCUCAAAUCUCCGAGGCAGGAGGUGGUGCUGGUCCUGUCCAGGGAGGGCCGACAGUCGGUCCGAACGACGCCCAACAUCAGCAGGGCCUCCAGCCUCUCCUCGGUCCUAGACGUCGUCGACGAGCCGGAGGUGGCCCCCACCACCGCCGCUGAAGCUCAACAAGCGCCGGCACCGACGAAGCAGGAGAAAAUUGUCCUGGUGAAAGAUGGUCUCGGCUUAGGGUUCACGCUCGAAGGUGGCAAGGAUUCUCCACUGGGUGACAAGCCGCUAGUCAUCAAAAGGAUUUUCAGAGGAGGAGCUGCCGAGAGGGACGGACGUCUUCAGGUGGGCAGUGAGCUGAUCUCCAUCAACAGCCAAGUUGUGUCCUCGAUGACCAGAACCGAAGCCUGGAACUUCUUGAAGAAGCUGCCCGACGGUCCACUCACACUGGUCGUCAGCGGACGGGCUUCCUAGGGACAUCCAAGCAUCCAAGAUGUGCCUUCUUGUCCACGUGUACAAACGCUUCUCUCCCAUACCUGAUCAGUUGCUCCCCAGAAUGCCCUGGGCGAGGAGUGUGUGAGCCCAGAGGCGAGCACUCUUCGCCGUUCGACCAGUUCAGUGGUAGCUGGUGUUGUGACUUACAGACUUACUGAACCUAAGCCAUUGCCUUAUUUUUUAUGUCAAACGGACUUCUGCAGUUGCCAAUAUGUAUACCCUUUAAACGAGCAAACCUUGCAUUUAUCUUUAGACUGCCUGUAGGAUUGAUGCUUUGCCGAAGCUCAUGGUGAUGCAUUUAUCUUAGGGCUCAGUGUUGGUGAUCUUUGGAAUCAAACCGUCUUCGAGGAACACCCCUACAGGAUAGAUUUUGAUCGUUUCCUUCUUCACUGAACAAUUUGCUGACGAUAGAGUACUUACGAACGUGGCCCUUUUGAGCUGAAAUGUUGAGCGCUGACGAGUGCGGGGAAACAAGGAAGGGAAAUAGUUGCGUUCAGUUAACUACCCGCUAUUGCGGUCACCGCUACGGUAGGUCAUUAAAGUGUUCGCGAGUGCUAGAGAAGGUUGAAUAAGAACCCAGGGUGAAUGGCGGACGAAAGUCGAUACCUUCUGAAGAAUUCUCUCUGGUGGUUGCUUACUGCGUCAGAGGUGUUAAGGGGGAUUCACACACUCCCGUUGCGUCCGACCUAGUGCGAGGGUUGCUAUGGGUUGAUGCGCCGGCUCCAACAAAACCGGUUUUUACCCCGUUUUGUUGGAGCCGACACAGCUGUUGUCAUAGCAACCCUCGCACUUGGUCAGACUCAACGCAAGUAUUUGAAUCGCCCUUUACUCUUCUGUUUCAUUCUCCUUCGAAUAUUUUGGUCGCUCAGAAGUACACUAUUGAAAAAAGCUCUGCUAGCCUCCACAGCUGGGUUCGUUGGUGCUGUGCACACACAGACGACACGCUUCUCCGACGCAACCGCAACGUACAGGUUGCACCGCCAUGACUGUUCGUUUUCUGGCAGGUGACAAGGGGAAGCUGACUCUGAACAAACUCUUCUGCACAACGAACUCAGCUGUGGCGCCCAGUGAGUACCACCGAAGGUGGCCACGUGCAGUAUCUUUCUGGAUUGUGCCUUCGUCGCCUUCUGCAAGUGGCGCCAUUUCUUUUUGAGUGGACCUCGAAUUCGCUGCCUCUAUUAACGGGGCUCUGCGCUCCCGUUAUCCUAGCUACAAUUAGCCGAAACGAUCUGUCCUUGCCUUGGGCCGUGAGAUUUAGACCCGUUUCUUAUUACGACGCAGGUCAACUCCGCCUUAUGGCGAGAUGUCCCAUCUGUAAAAUAGUUAAUAUAUAUGCUACAGCAACGUUCGCAUGUUAGAGUAGAGUUUUAUGACGUGUGCCUUCAAGCUCGUUGUUUAGUGGGGGGUGCGCUUUGACGUGGUCGACAGCCGUUUGUGUAAGCUUAAACUUAAGAAGGCAAAGUGCUACACAAGCACAGUUCGUGGUGCUGCCUCGCUCAAUAGCCACCUAAAUCGAACUCGGGCGAACGUUUUCGAAACUUAACAGGGUGCUUCCGGUUUCGGUGCCAAGUGAGCUCCGAUAAAAAGGCGCGAGGAACUUUUUGACUCGAUUUGUUAUCGCACUCGGAUCCCGCUGAGAACAGCGUUUGACUUUUUUUCGCCUCCAUGGGACCAAGAGUCAAUUCCCGGUGUGAGCAAACUUUAUUCUAUGAUUUUUUUUACAUAUACAUAUAUAAAUAUAUAUCUAAGAGAACGAAAUAUUUUUUUUUGGUAUAAGAUGUGUAACAUGAAACUUAUGUGUCCGAUGUGCAUAAAACUCAAAGUCCUAUUUAUAUCUACUAGGAGAGUCGUAUGUAGUCUUUGUAAUAUAUUUUCGCUCAUCAGAUGCGCAAGCGCAAAGCCGAGGUUGCCUUUAUUUUUAUUUUUAAUCUUCGGCGAAUAGUGUUUGCAAAUGAGAACCUUUACGGUGAUCGUCCCUUUAUUUUUUUCGAAAAUCCUACUUGACCUGGGGAUCUCUUUGACUGCGCUUUCUAUUCUUCCAGAUUUUGAUUUUUCUAACGAACAUAUUAUCGGGCUCCGUUUUAUUGAUACUGCUUUUUUUUAGUUUUCCUUUCUGUCCGUGCUACGUUGUUAUUAGCAUGUUAAAAGGCGUUCUGGAUUGCCGGCGUUUUCCUAAAGGGACACUGACUCUGCCUUUGCGUCUUAUACUCUGCCUCUUUUCGCUUUCGUGUGGUCGUGAGCUCUGGAACCCAUAAAGUACAUCUGCGGCCACCUCACAAUAUUCAAGUUUCUGUAGCCCUUGACAACUUAAGAAAAGGGGGUUGAGGUCUAUUAAGAUUAUGUAAGGCUGCGGAGAGAUGAUGAAAGGUUCGGAGGUCGCCACACCCGUGUUUCUUAAGUUCUCAGUAACUAUAAAAUUCUUCGCGUCCCCAACUGGCGCUAUGAUGCAUCUUUUAGAAAAAAGUCUGCGGCGUGUUGAACUCCGUCUCGGAAUGAAUUGACUAACGACGAAAGCUACAGCCAUUGUCAGCCAAUAAGAGCACCGGAGUCGGUCACGUGACUGUACUUUAUAGGGGUGUCGAACUGUGUUUUGUGGCGUGCUUGACUGCUGCGAUCUUAUUGGGCCGUCGGGGUUGCAACUACCGCUGUACUCAUGCUAAAAUUGAGUACAGCGGUAGGAUUAACUGGCAAAUGCCGUGUUCUUUCUGAAUGAUGCACUUCGUCAUGCUUGUGGAUCGUCGCACCUCGUAAAAGACAAGCUGCACAUUGGGGAAAGUCGGGGGACUUUGCUUAAUGUAGGUUGUCCCGAGAUGUUCCCACUUUAUGCAAUCUUUCCCGGUGGCGUAACUGAAUAUUCCUAAAAAGUCCCGUACCACGAUUGUUAUUGCUCUAUAGUCACUGACUGCCUAAAAAAGGCAGGAUGCGGCAUAGCGCAUUCACGCUUCUUGCCUUCUCAUUGGUUCUUCGGCGUUCUUUCGGCUAAUGCAGCAAUCUCAUUGGUUGGGGAGCGAUAAUAAGAUGUCUGUGACCUCCUGCCUUUCUCACGCUGUUAAUGACUCUAGUUUAGAUAUAUCGUGUAGGCCCAUCAAUUGACUGUUUAAAAAAUAACAAACGAAAAUAUCGAAAAAAGUUUUCCCCUUCCCUCUAACAUGGCCAAUUCGGCAGUCUUGUGGCCAGUUUUAGCCAUGGUAAGGGUCCCGUCCCCUUGUAGCGACAAACGGCAAACCCUGUUCGCUGAUACGUCUGGUUCACCUGGUUGAUGACCUUGUUUUACGCUGAAGCAUCACUAAAUGAAAACAUCCGUGAACAAGCCGGGCUGAGGUACUUUGCUCGUAGCGUUAAGAGGCUGAUUUAGUGUUGUCGGCCGACAAAAAGCGGUGUUCGUGGGGCUUGUGAGACUAGGCCUAAAGAGCCACGAAAUCCUAGCGCAACAAGGAGGGAAGAUGAGCCUUCUGAUAACCCGAGUGAUUUUCCGCGGUAGAGAUGUUGGCAAACCUAUUCUUGUUGUAAAACAAUGGUUGCGCGUCACCGUUAAAGAAGCAAAUCCAUGUGUAUUUUACAUAUCUGCGAACAUUGUUUGGUGUUUGCAACUUUAUUGAGACAAGUCACAAACGAAACGCAGAAUCUGAUCACGUAUUAGACAUUGUUUUCUUUUAUGAAAGCGUUUUUACACAAAUCACAUUCAACGCGUUUAACUUCCCUAGAACCUCGCAUAUGUUCUGCAGGCCUUGUGGUUUAGAAAAUAGAAGGGUCAGUCAGCAAGAGGAGCGAACAGAUCACUCAUAUUGUGGGCACAAAAAGCAGUGACGUCAUUCUUCUGUCCUCGCACCUGAUGCUCCUAUUAAGACGUCCCUCUGCUAGACAAAUUUGAAACUCUAAGACCGUGAGAAUGUCAGUGGCCCUUUAGAGAAACGCGGUGCUCUGGUCUCGGUUGUAACAAUUUUGGUUGCUGUGUCUUCGAACCAUUUGAGUGUAGGGAUGUUGCCGUGAAUAAAAAAACUGAAUGCCUUUUGUUA